AUGGUAUUUUAUAUUUCCUCAAAGGAUAACCAAAUAAAUGACUUCGUUAUAACUAGAUCAGUAAGUUCCAAGAGAGAUUACAUCGACGGGGUCAAAAAGGGCGAUCCGGAGUGUAGAAGAAGCGAAGUCAACGCUUUGGACAUAAGGAACGGUUUUGACAUCGCCAAGGGUUUGGACAUCAGUAACGUUUUGCACAUUGGUAACGGUUUCCAAGUCGGUAACAGAAUCGAAGUUGCUAACGGAGUCGACCUUACAAGUGACACCCAUCCUGGUAGAGGCAUCCCCACUAACAAAGGCCCCUCCCUCCAGGGAAACUGCAUCGACCCAGGGAAAAACCACAGAGACAUCGAGCCGAACUUUUUUAAUCUUAAAAAUGGUGUAAACAACUCGGUUGACGACUUUGGCUUGUUCAUAAAAUUAAAAGACAUUAACGGCUUGUCAAACGACAACAUCCACGAAAUUAAUGAGCUUUUGAAGAAGGAGAAACAGAAGGACAAAGAGAAAGAGCGAGAAAAGAGACCCAGUGCUGAGUCCAAGGAUUCCAGUUACAAGAAGAAACAGGAAUACCAGGAGGCAGAUAGCGAGAAGGAAGAGGCAGGACAGAAACAACACAAGACAAAAACAUUUGCUGCAUCACAGGACCUGCUACUGCAAUAUCAUCACCACCUCCAACAACAGCACCAGAAACAGAAGCAGAAGAGACAGAUACGAAAACAAAGACAGAAGCGGCAGCAGACAGGGGAGGACGAUCAGGAGGAAUCCAUUUACGUGAGGAAGUACAACAAAAGGAGGGAGAGAAAAAUCGAACUCUACACGGAGUGGAGCGGCUCACGCGCGGGGAGUAGAGCUAUAUGUGAUAAUAGCUCCAUACUAGAGAGCAGUGGCGCGCGAGACGGAGGAAGCGUAUUUGAGGAUUGCAACCCUCGUGGUAGUAGCGGCCAACGUGAUAGCGGCACCCCACGUGAGAGCGGCAUUCCACGUGAUAGCGGCAACCUACGUGAGAGCGGCAAUCCACGUGAUAGCGGCAACCUACGUGAGAGCGGCAAUCCACGUGAGAACAUCGGGCUGCGGGACAGCUCCUGCCUGCGCAACAUCGACUACAGCCUUUGGAACAGAAUAGGAGAGCGCAGCCUAAAUCAAGCACUGAUACAUAGAGGAGUCACAGCUGAGAAGAAAAAGAGAAAAUACAACGAAAUGAAUAACAACACGGACGUUCUUGUGAAUACUGGAAGUAACAACACCUGCGGAGUCAGAGGUGGAGGAAACAUUAGGGGGGCUGGGAGCAUGCGGGGCAGCAGCACGAGAGGCAGUGGUAUGAGGGGAAGUGGCAUGAGAGGAAGUGGAGUCAGAGGUAGCAGCAUCAGAAGCAACAGCGUCAGGAGUAACAGUGUCCGAAGCAACAAUGCCAGGACUGCUGGAAUCAAAAACGGAAACAAUGCCAACCACAAAAGUAACAACAAUGAGUACUACUCCAGUUACAACUACCGAUAUGCUUAUGAGGAUGGCAGACAGAGGGAAAUGCUAAUUGGAGAAGAAAAUACUAACAUGAAAAGACAAUACAACAAUGUCAUUAACGAAUUUGACCACAUCGAAAUUGUAAAUAACAUGUCUGAUGAUGAGAAGAACGGGCAGAUAGAGGAACAGAUAAAGGAACUGGAGGAACUGGACAUUUUAGAAAGGCGCAGGGAUGGAAAGCUAAAUGGGGGUUUCUUACAAACGGUGAAGAAAGAGGACGAGAAAUUUAAAAAAAUCGAAAGAGGAGAUGGAACCGCCGCAUCAGUAACAAUGACCCAAACAGGAGGAGUCAUCGAUAGAACACGCUUAACUAAUCAUGAAAGCCAUUGCUACGAUCAGUAUCCGCAACAUAAUUUCCUCAAACCCGCUCAUGGCAAUCACCAUCACGUGAAUCGAGACCCCAGCAAAGACCGAAGCGAAGUAAUAACCGAAUUAAGCAGAGCGCAGUUGUGCCAAGCCAAGUCGGAAAAUACCAAUGGGGAAGAACCCAAACGAUUUAUCGACGCCAGUGCGUUCAAAAUGGCGUACGUCCCUAAUAACUCCGGUGGUAAUAACGAUGCGGGUAACAAUGGGCAUAUCAGUAACGAUCCCAACAGUCGCAAUGUUUACAACGAGGGGAUCAACCAUCCGGUGAACGAUACAGUCAACGAUACGACCAACGUUAAGGGAGGAAGGCUGCUAAGAAAUCUGCACAAGAACAACCUUCUUGUUGAUCACAGAGGAGGGGUUAACAGAGUGUCCAAGAAAUACGCCGCCGAAAUGGGUGCGGCAAAUAAUGUGGUAGUACAUCGAAAGAGAAGGAGAAAAAAUUUGGAUGACAGCAGCAGGUAUGUAGAAAAUGAAGGCAUUAAUGGAAUGAUGUCUGCGGGUACCGAUGGGCAUGUAUUCACGAAUGUUACAUCUGAGACCACUCACGUAGGAGUGACCCCUCCAAAUGACACUGCAAGUGUUGAAGCGAAGCAUAUCAGUAAUGGUCUUUCUGUGUCUCGUAAUGACUGCAACGGGGGGGUUAAGCCGGAUGGAGAUGGAAGUCAGGAGCAAGGCUCUCCUAAUAACUUCGGUGUUAACAGAUUUGAGAGAAUUAAUGCUCACAACACCGGUGGGGGACGUGCUGUCUACAUGGCCAGGAAUGGCUUCACCGGAGUAAGUAACUUCACGGGGGGUUCCCCUUCCAUGGAGAAUGGAAACUGCAAAUCGGAGGAGAGACACUCAAAAAACUGCGAAAGGUAUAAUGCACAGAGUAACAACGAGUAUGAAACUUACAACGAAGAUGCCACCGGACAAAAUGACUACAACGGAGCAGCUGAGGGAAUGGUAGGUACCAAUCUGGACCAGGCAGACGACGGGAGAAAUGGCAUGAACAACUCCUCCCUCCAAUCAAACAUAUGUGUCAAAAGAGCACAAGCACCCUCAUUUGUACAUCCACGAGGAGGCAUUAAAAUGAAGGGCCAUCGGCAUAAGAGAAGAGGAAGAGCAUUCCAUAGGCUCCAUGCAAAUAUGAACAUCAUAAAAGGAAUAAAGAAAAAUAGCGAAUCGAAGUUUCGACAUUCAACAGAUGGAGCUAUACCCCAUUCGCAAAAUUUGGAGAAGAAAGACUUUUGCACGAAUGAGCAGAAUAUGGAUCAUGUAGUGCAUGACAACGUAAGGAGUUCGCCGGGAUCUCACCUGCAUGAGCACAGUAAUGCCAAGGAGGACUAUGCAGACAGCAACGACAAUGAUUACAUGAAUAACGACAACACCUCGCAUAACUACGGGGCCCGGUUCAAUGAGGAUUUCUUCCACGCGGAGGACGCCGGUGCGGAGAAGAAGAAGCGGAAAAAGCGAGUUACCGAGGAAGGCUCCAAGGAGAGCAGCAAAAUCAACGUAGGGAAUAACUACCAAGUGCCCAAGCUGCCGAACUUCUUUCUCUGCCGCUCAGAACUAAUGUACAGAAACUACGAAGCGGCGGAGGAAACAAAUAACGAUGAAGUUUGCCUGACAUGUUCAGGCCUGCCUUGCCAUUGCCGAGUAGGAGAAGCGACGUUAGUAUAUUCACCAUUAAUGUUAGAAAGGGUACGAGAGAAAUGUAUGAAAAACAGAGGCUAUCAUAAAUGCAUAAAAAACGAAAUCGAGUUAUCUGCCUAUGUUCAAGAGUGUGCAAAAAGCUGGAAGUCAAAUAUAGAAGACUGGGUCCCUUUCUCACCUGAGUAUGCAUAUAAAUUAUUGCAUUAUGCCAAUUACGAUCCGCAUAAAGCUAUCAGCAUUAUGAAGUCGUCGGAGUUUUCUUUUCGAAAAAUUAUGGAUCCUCCCACGAGGAAAUAUCAGAACAAAUGGAAGCCAAAGGAUAAGCGGGAGCAUAUUUCCAAGAACCCCUUCCCGUCUCCCCUAACCAUACGGACGUACCUCUCCAAGAGGCAUCAUAUCAGUGGCUACCACCUGAGAUGA
Molecule: messenger RNA, 3939 nt
Organism: Plasmodium inui San Antonio 1
Lineage: Eukaryota; Apicomplexa; Aconoidasida; Haemosporida; Plasmodiidae
Exons: 2
Coding region: 1-3939 (1312 amino acids)
Source: RefSeq, a predicted model, not a curated record